GUUUUGAGACAGCAUAACCUGAUGUUUUGUAUUGAAUGUUUUUGCCAUUUUCUGUUCUGGAGUGCUUUAUACAUUUUCUCUUUUAAAACAAUGCGUAUCUUUAAGCUAUUAUUCAUUUGUAAACUCCGGGAGUGUUACAAUUGAACAACAAUUUACCAUUAGCUAGCAUGUAGCUUUUUGUCAUUGUCUGUGUCUAUGGUUCUGACUGAGACUUGUUACAAUCAUUAGCUCACACAUACUGUCACCGUAUUGGAACUGUUUGUUGAAAUGGAUAUUUUAAGAGACGAUGAAGUGCAUGACCUGAAAUACAAACCUGGGGGCCGUUUGGAUAUGAGCCACGGCUUCCUGCACCAUAUCCGGAGGAACCAGAUUGCUAGAGAUGACUAUGAUAAAGAGGUGAAGCAAGCCAAAGAGCUUCAGCGGCGGAGGCACACCACAACCCCUAGACGACCCCGUCGACCUGAUAUCCAAGUGUACCAUCCCCGACGCAGACAUGGAUCAGAGCCAGGGGCCGGUGCUGAGGCAGAAGAGUGGAACGAGAGCGGGUCAAGCACAGAGACGGAGACCCAUGGAACUGAACUCUUCUGGCUCGACUAUCAGGCGGAUUCGGGUACCAUUACCUCCUUCCUUGUGCACAAGGAGGAUAAGCCUGAGAAGGUGGUGGAACGUGUUGCAGAGAAGAACAUCCUGGAUUCAUCCAUGAGGGCAGCUCUAGAGGCUCGAAUUCGAAAGGAAAUGGACAAAAGACGAGACAAAAGCUGAGUGAUAUUCUCGAACAGUAGAUUAUGAUGACAAAGGGGCUACAGGCAAAGAGAAGCAAUUCUUCAUUUGCAGUUCUGUGCUCCUCCAAAGCAUUAACGCUGUUGACAGUGUUGGUGGCAUAAUGAGGACUCUGGGAUCAUGUACAGUGACUGUCAGCAGAGAUCCAACUUGAUGAUCCACAAUCAAGCCAUCUUCUGUUUUCCAAGGAGAAGAAACAGCACUCAUCAUAGAAAGUAUGGUUGGGAGUUGACUGUCAGGUUCAUGUUCACUACAUUUUGCUCACCUUGGACUGUUACCUCAUACCCAGAUUCAUAACUUUAGGGACACUUUGUUCACCAGUUGACUGGACCUAUAAAAUUAUGUUGUGGCUUUCUAACAGUUCAAUUCAGAAAGGAGUAGGUACUCUUUGGCAUGGAGCACAGUUCUUCCGUUGAACAUGUCCUGUGUUUACAAAGAUCUAGUUUUUAUAAACAAGAUUUAUACUUUUUCAGUAAAAUGCUGUGAACAUCAGUCUAUCAGCGAUCUUAUGUUAAGAAAUGUGAGAAUUUAGUUUUGUGACUUUUUGAGAUGGAGAGUUUAAUGGAUAUAGCCACGAUAAUGUGUUUGUGUGGCAACUGUGUUGCAUUGUUUUCAGUAUUAUAAUUUAUUUUUGGGUUGUUGAAAUACUCUUAUUUUUGAUACUGUAAUAUUUUUUGAGGACACAACUCUUUACAUAUAAAAUGACAUAUACAUAAAAGCCAUUUAUUACUGUC
Molecule: messenger RNA, 1514 nt
Organism: Siniperca chuatsi (mandarin fish)
Lineage: Eukaryota; Metazoa; Chordata; Actinopteri; Centrarchiformes; Sinipercidae
Gene: lg5h2orf68
Product: linkage group 5 C2orf68 homolog
Exons: 4
Coding region: 268-762 (164 amino acids)
Source: RefSeq, a predicted model, not a curated record